UCUGGCAAAGCGCCGAGACUGCACGUGGACAAAACAACAAAUAAUACUAGGAUUGUCACCUGGAAGACACAAAAAAAUUAGAGCGAAGUAACCCAGACCGGAACUGAAACGAAGCAAAUGGAUCCACUGAAACAGCUAAAAUUGAACACCAAGUGGGUUUCAACCGUAGCCAGCAUCUGGAUCCAGUGCACCAGCGGCUCACUCUACACCUUUUCAAUUUACUCAUCAACCCUCAAAACCACCCAACACUACGAUCAGUCAACGCUCGAUACUGUUUCCGUUUUUAAGGAUAUCGGGGCCAAUUUGGGAAUUCUGUCAGGCCUUCUCUAUACAUACUCCACUAAAGUUCAUCGGUCUCCUCACCAACAACGACAACGACGAUGGAUCCAUUUUCUGGGACCUUGGGUUGUCCACCUGACUGGGGCGAUCCAGUGCUUCACGGGUUACUUCUUAAUGUGGACCUCUGUUGUGGGGUUGAUUCCAAGGCCGCCGAUUCCGGUCAUGUGCUUGUUCAUGUUAUUGGCGGCUCAUGCGAUGACGUUUUUUAACACGGCUGAUGUUGUCACCUCUGUACGGAAUUUUCCUUCUUACAGUGGGACUGCUGUCGGCAUAAUGAAGGGAUUUCUAGGUUUAAGUGGAGCAAUUUUGAUCCAAGUAUAUCAGACCAUUUUUCGCAAUAAACCGACCUCAUUUCUUUUGCUGCUGGCAAUAUUGCCUACUAUCAAUGCUUUGUUGCUCAUGUGGUUCGUGAGAAUCUAUGACGAAAAUGAAGGAGAUGUGAAGAACUUGAGCAGUUUUUCAUUCAUUGCUCUGAUUGUUGCUGCUUAUCUUAUGGUCAUUAUUAUAAUGGAACAAAUUUUUACUCUUCCAUUAUUAGGACUCGUCUUUGCAUUGGUUGUGCUUCUAUUUUUGCUUGCUUCCCCACUUUGUGUUGCACUUAGAGCCCAGGAAAGGGAUUCUGGUAGGAUUUCAGGGACUGCCUUUUGUGAAGGUGAUGAAAUAUCAGCUGCACCUCAUCAGAUGCAUGCAAGGAAAACGCUUGCAAGAGAAGAUCCUUCUGGUUAUCACUGUUUGCCUAGCAGCUCUGGUGAAGAGAUGGAUACCAAUGAUAAAAGAACUUCACAAAGGAGAGAAAACUUAAAUCUGUUGCAAGCCAUGUGCACAGUGGACUUCUGGAUUUUGUUUUCUGCUAUGGUAUGUGGUAUGGGCUCUGGACUUGCUACAGUGAAUAAUAUCAGCCAGAUAGGAGGAUCUCUUGGUUAUUCAAGCCUUGAAACAAGUUCUUUGGUUUCUUUGUGGAGCAUAUGGAAUUUUCUUGGUCGUUUUGGAGCUGGUUCUGUGUCAGAUUAUUUCCUCCGUUUUAGAGGAUGGGCAAGGCCAUUGUUCAUGGUCAUCACACUUGCAAUAAUGAGCAUUGGUCAUUUGGUUAUUGCUUCUGGUUUGCCUGGUGCUCUAUAUGCUGGUUCAAUAUUGGUGGGUGUUUGUUAUGGUUCUCAGUGGUCACUGAUGCCCACAGUUGCUUCUGAUAUAUAUGGAGUAGGCCAUCUGGGUACCAUAUUCAACACCAUCACCAUAGCCAAUCCUGUUGGAUCUUAUAUUUUCUCUGUUAGAGUAAUUGGAUAUAUUUAUGACAGAGAAGCAUCUGGAGAAGGAAACACAUGCACUGGGACACGCUGCUUCAUGUUAUCUUUUCUUAUAAUGGCAUCUGCUACUCUUUUGGGUUCUCUUGCUGCUUUGGGAUUGUUUUUUCGGACAAAAAGGUUCUAUAACGACGUUAUACUUCGAAGACUAUUACGUUCCGCCAGGGAGUACAAUAUUCAAACACCAUGAUUUUUUACUUUCCCUUUGUUAAUAUGAAAUGGGUGGAAGGGGAAUCUCUGCAAUGCACUCUCUCAAUGAAUGCUUCUGGCAAUAUGAUUCUGAACCAGCUUUUACAAGACCUGUGGAAAGAGGAGGAUGUGAACUGUUUUUGUUGUAGCCUGUGUUACCAAAAUUCUGCUUAUAGUUUCUCCCAGUGGCAUAUCCGAUGUAGAAAUUAAUGUUAAUAUAAACAGUUCUGCAAGUUGUGACAUGGAUUCAGAAUUAUAAUGCUCUACUUUUUCUUGCUGCAAGUAAAAAAUUUGUGUUCUUGAUACUAGAAGAGGACCUGAAAUUCAACUGUCAGAAUAGAUCAUCCUCAUUAACCAGUGGCUGUGUCCUGAGCGUCUCUGGACAAUCAAUAUUAGUUGGUUUACGAUCUUAUUCUGAUGCAUUCAUAAUAACCAUUUGAGUUUUAGCGUUCUACCAACUGAUUCUGACAUAACGAUUUUGGUUUUUGAUGCAUACAUAAUAUCCUAGUUUGUUUCAUGGUUUAAAUUGGAAUUUGAAGACCAGUUUUAAAUUUAACUCAUAUGGUAACUUAGGUCAAACGGUCCAAGCUUGAGUUUCAUACCUUCUACUCCUUUUUUCUUUUUCAUCUUUAACAAUCUUUCUUCUUGUCCGACAGAUUCAUUAGUGAUUGAGUGGAACUGACCUUGAUCCGAAAUUGACUGUUUUAGAUUUAAAUUGAAUUUGAAUUGACUUUUGUUGGGUUUUACUUUGAUCGAAUCCCGUUGAAAAUAGAAAGUAAAAUAACUUUGUCACAGCGUGAGGACUUUAUCCCAGGCUAGCAAAAGCCCAGUCUAAUAGCAAACUGUAGGCUCAGUUAUGGGGGCCCAGACCGCCCAAGCCCAAGCAAAUCUGCAUCAUUACCCAACAAGGAUAACAGUACUAUAAGUUUCAUCGAUAAUUGGGGGAGACAUUCGUAAUUCUAUUUCCUGAACAUCCCACAAGCGGAGGGAAGGGGGAGAUCGAGUUUCUGAAUCAUCUUUUUAAUUUCGUUGGAUCAGUUUCUUCCAGCCUGCGUUUUCUAUCAAACUAAAAGGAGGAGUUUCAUAACGUAAAGAAGAAGAUGAAGACAACGAAAGGAGGCAAAGUCAUGAACCCUACGGAUGCCUACCGUAAGGAGCUUCGUAAAAAGGAACUCAAACGG
Molecule: messenger RNA, 3010 nt
Organism: Mangifera indica (mango)
Lineage: Eukaryota; Viridiplantae; Streptophyta; Magnoliopsida; Sapindales; Anacardiaceae
Product: protein NUCLEAR FUSION DEFECTIVE 4-like
Exons: 2
Coding region: 118-1830 (570 amino acids)
Biological process (GO): transmembrane transport
Cellular component (GO): membrane
Molecular function (GO): transmembrane transporter activity
Source: RefSeq, a predicted model, not a curated record